Messenger RNA from Fragaria vesca subsp. vesca, 1458 nucleotides. Its product is annotated as allene oxide synthase-like. The transcript has a single exon. The coding region runs from base 1 to 1458 and encodes 485 amino acids. NCBI's taxonomy places the organism in Eukaryota, Viridiplantae, Streptophyta, Magnoliopsida, Rosales, Rosaceae. Gene Ontology annotation, molecular function: monooxygenase activity; iron ion binding; heme binding. The record is from RefSeq and is a predicted model, not a curated record. Gene Ontology annotation, biological process: sterol metabolic process.
AUGGCCUCAGUACCGUCUUCUUCUCAAAUUCAAAACAAGCCAAACCUUCCUCUGAAAGAAGUUCCUGGCCACUAUGGCUGGCCAUUCUUUGGCGCAAUCAAAGAUCGUUACGACUUUUUUUACAACCAAGGCAGAGACGACUUCUUCAAAACCCGAAUGGCAAAGUACAAAUCCACAGUUUUCCGAACCAACAUGCCUCCCGGUCCCUUCAUUGCCUCAAAUCCAAAGGUCGUCGUAGUUCUGGACGCCGAAAGCUUUCCGAUCCUCUUCGACAAUUCAAAAGUCGAAAAGCGUAACAUAUUUGAUGGCACCUACAUGCCUUCCACUAACUUCACCGGCGGCUAUCGCAUUUGCUCAUUUCUAGACCCAUCGGAAGCCAAACACACUUCUCUCAAAAACUUCUUCUUGUCUCUACUCUCUGCUAACCACAAGAACGUUAUCCCACUUUUCCAAACUCACUUCUCCGACCUCUUUGUCAAGGCCGAAGCUCAACUGGCCAAAGAUGACACAUCAGACUUCAACUCACUCAAUGACCAAACAUCCCUCAACUUCAUCUUUGAGUUGUUCUGCGGCCAAAACCCUUCAAGCACAGCAUUGGGAUCCAAAGCCGCAACCCUUGUCACACUCUGGCUCUUACCCCAGCUCACUCCUCAGAUAACACUGGGACUGCCCAAGUUGCUGAACGUUCUAGAAGAUCUCUUGCUGCACACGUUUCCAUUUCCCGCCCUUCUUGUCAAACCAGCUUAUAACAAGGUCUACAAGGCUUUCUAUGAGUCUGCAACCAAGGCUUUGGAAGAGGCUGAGAGUACUUUUGGGAUAUCAAAAGACGAAGCUUGCCACAACCUGAUCUUCAUGGUGUGCUUCAAUGCUUACGGGGGCAUGAAGCUCUUGUUCCCUAUUUUGCUGAAGUGGGUUUGUUUAGCAGGAGAAGAUCUCCACCGCAAGCUCCGAGAGGAAAUAAGGGCCGCUGUUAAAGAUGCCGGAGGUAAGGUUACUCUUGCUGCCCUAGAUAAGAUGACAUUGACCAAGUCGGUGGUUUAUGAAUCUCUGAGGAUUGAUCCAGCGGUCCCGUUCCAGUAUGGGAAGGCCAAGGAGGAUCUGGUAAUCAACAGUCACGAUGCCGCUUUUCAGAUAAAGAAGGGAGAAGUGAUCUUUGGAUAUCAGACCAUUGCUACUAGAGAUCCAAAGAUUUUCGACAAGCCUGAGGAGUUUGUGGGAAAUAGGUUUGUUGGGGACGGAGAGAAGCUAUUGAAGUACGUGUGGUGGUCCAACGGCCCCGAGACGGAGAACCCAACGGCGGCGAAUAAGAUUUGCGCGGGGAAGGACCUGGUUGUGUUGAUGAACAGGAUAAUGUUGGUCGAGUUCUUCCUCCGUUAUGACACUUUCACUGCCGAUAUUGGCACCUUUUUGUUGGGACCAAAAGUAACGUUUAAAACCUUGACCAAGGCUUCAUCAUGA